Closterium sp. Naga37s-1 is the source of this 876-nucleotide messenger RNA. The record is from the annotation of a GenBank genome assembly. NCBI's taxonomy places the organism in Eukaryota, Viridiplantae, Streptophyta, Zygnematophyceae, Desmidiales, Closteriaceae.
AUGCUUUCGUCGGACCUUACUGAGUCCUUGACGUCCUCCUUCGCCCCGGAGCUCGUCAGGGCCUCCACCUCUGACCUUCAAGCUGCCGCCGACGCCACCUUCCUCCACAACCGCCGCGAGUACCUCGUCCGCAAGGCCGCUCAUGAGGUUGCUGUGCACAACUAUGAGUUCGUAACGGCACAGCACGCCACUCGCCAGGCUUUGCUCGACACCUACAAUACGGCCAUGGCGCUCCAUAUCCCCAACAGCCUCGCCUGGGCCGCUGCCGACAACCGCACCUGCACCAUCCUCCUUGGUGCACUCCCCGACUCCCUCAUGCGCCGUUUCCAAGCCCGUGAAAUGCGAACCUCCCUAAUCUGGGCAGAGCUCCUGUCCGUGUUUGAGCGCCGUGACAUCAGCUCUGUUGGCGUCCUCCUUCAGGAGUACUUCUCCAUUACCCUCGCUACCUGUGACGGCGCAGUCGACUACGUCGGGCGCAUGCAGGAAGUCGCUGAUCGCCUUGCGGCUCGCCAGUGCGUCCUCCCUGAGGCGCUGCAGAUCCACCGCCUGCUCUUUAACCUCACAUCGGACUAUGAGUCGCGUCUGCACGCCUUCACUGAGGCACACCCCCUUGCUGGCCUUGACCCGGUGGUCCAGUGGAUCAUUGAUACGGAGGUCAAGCUCCGCACACCCAUUGUCAACCUCACCACCCCUCAGUCCUCCUCCUCCCCCUCCCUCAAUGCCACGCAGCCGCGCAACCCAGAGACCAUCCGCAUUCAGCUGAAAGCAAGAGAGCUGCAGAGAGACAUCGUGCUGAGUGAAAGAGUCAGGGAGCACGAGGCAGCAGCACAGCACAGGAGAGUGCUGGAAGAGAUGGAGGAGAGGUUAUGCGCAUAG